AUGGUUUUCAAUUUUCAUGUGGUCGUGUGCGCGUUGUUGGCGAUCGUCGUCGGCGGAUGCCGCGCGGGCGACCUUCAGACGUUCACGGUGACCGACGUGGCGUACUUGGAUGUGGAAGUGGCCGGCACCGAGUUGGGUACGAUCGAGAUCGGUCUUUUUGGCGAAAUCGCUCCGAAAACGGUGGCCAACUUUGUCACGAUUCUGACGGCAGGCAUUGACGGCCGCACUUACGCCGGCACCAAAUUCCAUCGGGUGUUCAACAAGUUUGCCAUCCAAGGUGGAGACAUAUUGAACAACGACGGAAGCGGGUCCGUAAGCAUAUACGGCGACACGUUUCCCGACGAAAACCUGAAAGUGAACGGAACAAAGCCGGGAUUCGUGGGAAUGGCCAAUUCAGGUCCAGACACGAACGGAUGUCAGUUUUUCAUAACGACCAGGUCCACGCCGAGCCUGAACGGCGAGCACGUAAUGUUUGGCAUCGUGGUCGAAGGACAAGAGGUCAUACAUGCCAUCGAAAAGCAGUUGACUGACCAUCUGGGUAGGCCCACCAAAGAGAUACGAAUCUCGAGAUGCGGCUUGCUGAAGCGACGGCCGCCAUUUGACGUCACAGACCAUCCGCGCAAUUCGAAUGUUUGGAAAUGGAUAGUUGCGUCUGCCCUACCGGUUUCAAUGUCCACUGCUAUUUUGUUACUAUUCCAGUGGAUGAUUGCUCAAAUCAACAAAGCGAUCAUCUAA
This is a messenger RNA of Macrosiphum euphorbiae (potato aphid), 735 nucleotides long. The record is from the annotation of a GenBank genome assembly. Lineage: Eukaryota; Metazoa; Arthropoda; Insecta; Hemiptera; Aphididae.